UUGGGUUUGACCUCAUAUUAUAUGGUUUUUGGUAAAUCUAAAGCAAAACUCUCAAGAAAAUUGUAUAAUGUAUGGCCAGACUUAUACCCGCUGUGUCCUCCGAACACAGAGGAACACCGAUCAUUGUAGGGAGCUCUGUGCAAGGUCCCGAUCAUGUGAUCACUGAUUGGCCAAUCAUUGAUCGCAUGAAGAGUAGUAAGCAAGAUGUCACUUCUGACAUCAUUGCUUACUACUUGUGAAAUCUGGGAAUGAUCACAAAGGUCGAAUGGUACAAGGCUUUUCACAACAGCCUUGUACCAUGUGACAAGCUGUGACGAAUCAUAGCU
Messenger RNA from Staurois parvus, 326 nucleotides. The record is from the annotation of a GenBank genome assembly. Lineage: Eukaryota; Metazoa; Chordata; Amphibia; Anura; Ranidae.